AUGGCUGACAUAUGUCCACCUUGCUACGGACCUCAAGUUCCCGGUACAAGAACAGAUGAACCUAAUUAUAUUGUAUGCAUGGAUGGAAACUUCCAGCAUAGGAGGCAUGAAGCAGCAAGUGUCGAAGUCCCAGGAAUGCUCAAGACACCUAGUCUCUUCAUAAAACCAGAUGAAGUGGCCCAGAUGGAAUUGUCAAUGAAUCCGGCAUUGCACAAUGCUAUUGAGGGUGACGUGGACCGAUGUACUCAGCAGCACACUGCAGCCGAUGAUGCCAGAUCCGGGAGAACCUGGAAUGAGUGUGAUGACACCGGCUUGUUUGGUAUGGCAUGUAGGCAUGAUCAGAUGUUACAGAUGAUUAAUAUUGUCAAGAGUGGAGAACUUAAACGGUUGGGGAUCCUGUACGAUAUUGGUUGCAAUAUUGAGAAGGGAAUCAUAAGGCGUCAUCAAUUUCCGGAAGAACGAGAAUUGAAUCUUUUAAAAUUUGGGACCAGUGUAUUCCACGCAUAUGUUCACGAAUGGUCUUGCCAGCUACGAUAUAAUCCCAGAUUGAAUCAAGGUUGGGGGAUGUCUGAUGGCGAGGGAUUGGAGAGGAUCUGGUCGUUCUUAUCACCUUUAAUCAGUCCACUUCGAUACUCUACCAAAAACCAUCGUCUUGUUGCACUAAAUAUCCGGAUGAACCAUCACAAUGAUAUGGGAAAGAUUAAUACAGUUUGCUACUUGUUAGACCGAGGAAAACAUGUCGAGCAAGUAAUGAAAGAUUCCCAGGAUAUAUUAAGAGCUCUUGAAGAACAGUCAGGGCUGCAAUGGAACCAUUUCAAGAUUCAAUGGGAGCGACAAAGGGAAAUUCAACUUUCUACAAUUGAGACUGCCACAGAAAAGGAGACCAGGGAACAAGUUGAAGAGUUGGUCCUGUUGGAAGAUAAACUUCGAGAAACACAUCAAGAAAUGAUUGAACUUCGCAACACUCGAAGGAGAAAUAGGACUGACGCUCAGAACCGGCACCUACAACAACUUCCUGAUACAUUGGUCAUGUUAGAAGGAGAGAUUGAAAGUAUUCUGGAUGAACUUGGAACUGAUUACUUUCAAAAUUUACAAGGAGGUUCAGAAGCUGAAAUUAAAGCUUUAAUAAAAAUCAAAAUCAGCAAAUCCAAGCUUUAUGAAGCCAAAGUGGGUGUUAUUGAGAUGCAGAAGAGGUGGGACCAACCCAGAUCAGGGACUCGAGUGCAACAUCGGUUUAAGAAACAAAUGAAUUCCAAGAUGAAUAUGUUCAAGAAGAAAUGGAUUUCAUACAAUAAUCGGGCGACCUCUUUCAACAGUGAUUUUUCACCAGAAGUACCAUUGGAAACCCCCUCUUUUGAUGACGUGAAAGCUUUUGGGAUCGACAAUUUUUUUUGGAGCACCAGCCGACUGGAUCAUCCAAGCGAGCCCUGGGCUGUGGACGUGAACACCCAAAAAGGCAUUCAGGCGUACCUCACAGUAACACACUGCCAGGACGAAUUACGACGUAUUGCUCGGGAGGCCAGACAGACAGUGACAUGGGCCAUUGAAAAAUCAAUAAAAAUGGAUCAGCUGCUUCAAUCAUUACAAGCCGAACCUCAAGAAACUGAUGUCCUUACAGAAAGCCAACAACAGGUCAAGAAUACCUGCUCCGAAUUCAACUGUCCCAAAGCAGUUGUCCAGUCAGUCUUCACCAAUAUUGCCAAAAAGCACUGCCGUCUUUGGCUCUCAUGGAACUGUCACAUUUGGAAACUCAUGAGAUGGAUGAUGGAGUUUGACAGUGAAGAGGAUCAACAUGAAGAGGAGAUUUUUGCCCAAGAACAGGACUUUAUUAUUCACGAACAAAAUUGA
This is a messenger RNA of Puccinia graminis f. sp. tritici CRL 75-36-700-3, 1848 nucleotides long. RefSeq lists its product as uncharacterized. The record is from RefSeq and is a predicted model, not a curated record. The transcript has 10 exons. NCBI's taxonomy places the organism in Eukaryota, Fungi, Basidiomycota, Pucciniomycetes, Pucciniales, Pucciniaceae. The coding region runs from base 1 to 1848 and encodes 615 amino acids.